AUGUUAACUAGCUGUCCUCAGCAGAAGCCUCUGUCCCAAACCAUCACAGGAAAGAGAGGCUAUGUUUUAGAUCAGUCUCAGGUACAUGAUGUUUGCAAGCCAGCUGGUGGCCAACAGCCAAGUCAAGGGUCGCAGGAGCCGCCGGACAGAGUCCCGGGGCAGUGCCCGCUGUGGAAGGGGCAGGGACACCUGGUUCCUCCCGCCCGAGUGGAGUGGGGGCUGGGUGUGAGGAGCGCCCGCCCACCACGCACCGCGGCGGGCUCUGGGCAGCCGGGGGCGGGAGGGCGCAAGGCCGGGGCUGAGUCGCCACAGGUGUCCCGUGCUCCGCCCGGCGUCCGCAGACACACCCGCCCGCAGCGAGGAAGUGCAGACUCUCUCUCGCGGGCUCGAAGCCUACGGACCCGGGGCUGGAACCGGGCCCACCGCUCCGCUCCGCCUCACGCCGUCGGCGCCCGGGGCCCGCUGCCCCCGGGAAGCCAGGCCCCCGCCCCCGCCCAGCCCUCCAGAGGGACCGCGCACCGAGCAGCGGCCGGAGCCGCCAGCAGGCGGGUGCCCAUGCGGGUCCCGGCGCCCCACAACACUCACCCGACGCCCUCACUCGCUCGUUUGCCGCGGGGUGGCUCCGGCAGAGGCGGUGAGGUCCUCGCCGGGCGGUGGCUCCGCGCCUCAAAUACGUGCGGCCAGGCCCGCCUCUCCCGGGGCGGGGCCGCCACUCCUGCCAGCCCGGCCCCUCCCUGUGGGCCAGGUUGGGCGAGUCCCAGGCCCCGCUGGACAGCCUGGCGCCGUGGCUCCAGGGCGCAGAGGAGACGCCUGACCACGGGCAGUGGCGGGUGGGACCCCGACCCGCGGCCCCCAUCGCCGCAGCGUCCAGUCGGUCCCCUCCGCGCCGUUCCCCAUCCCCACGUUCAACUGCCUCUCUCCAGAUUCACCUGCUAA
Molecule: messenger RNA, 936 nt
Organism: Vicugna pacos (alpaca)
Lineage: Eukaryota; Metazoa; Chordata; Mammalia; Artiodactyla; Camelidae
Source: RefSeq, a predicted model, not a curated record